UUUCAGUCCGAGCCGGCGAGCGCUUGGCUCUCUGUCUCUUUUUCUCUCGGCGCGAUCGCCCAUAUCAUCGGUUCUCCGACGGCAUCCGUGACGGUCCCCGAACACCUCCGGGGGCUGGUGUGAUCCCCACCUUUUUUCCUAGACGAUAAGUUUCCGAUAACGAGGCCGAGUCAUCUAUCAUCAUCGCCAGGGAGGGUGGCGACUUUUCGCAGAGUCGAAUGCGCGUUUCGCGAUAUUCGCAAAACAUCUCGUAAUCGCAAAGUCAUCGAUCAACCGUGGAUGAUUAAGAUCGACGAAAGAGCGAAGAUCCGACCCAAGGGCAAGUAAUAUUCCGACUGGGACUGUCAUCUUCCGCUUCGAAGGCGCCCGGAGACUUCGACGACCGAUACGAAGGAUGUCACGCUUCGCGGACCACCCUGGCUGCCGCGGCCGACGCCGUGUCGCGGUGGCUGCGAUCCUGCCGGCGAUCUUGCGGUGAAUGUAUACGUGUUUCCUCCCCUUCCUAUAUGCUGCAUAUGCAUCGAGAUAACGUGCGACGAGAUAGUGUGACUCUCGGCGAGUAUCAUUGGUGAGUCAAUGAAGCUCCAAGGGAAACGACGCUGAUCAUAGCGAAGUUUAUUAAAUUAUUAUAAUCAGCCGAUGUGGUCUCCAGCGAGAUUGACCGGUUUCCUCGAGUGAUGAUUUCUCCGUGGAAGAGAGAAGCCGGUGUUGUUGUCAUCGAGUCGAUUGGUGGACGUGCGACUUAUCCGAAGAGGAAUACCGCGUUAAGGACGAGCGCGGAGCGCGAGUGACAGUACGCGUUUAGUGUGCGUUUCUUCUUUGUCUAUGUUUUCGCCCAUGGAAAAUUGUGCCAAUCAGGAAUUAAUGUACGCCGGAAAUUGCAGCAUGGAGGACGUAAGCGUCACGGUCACGAGCACGACUACGACAAGCACGAACACGGUCUAUCCUAGUAUAAAUGACAUGGAUUGGUUCGCCGGUGUCGCCGAAGAAGAAUUGCUAUAUUACACCGGUGUCGGCAACGACAUCGAUUCUUUAUGGGCUGUUAUUGGCAACUUUGUACCGCCGCCACCUAGACCACCUUUUUUACCCGAAGAAAGCAUCGCCACCGAUGGACUCACCACGUGCGACUUGUGUUCCUGGGCAUGGAGAAACGAUAGGCAUUCUUUCUCCCGGAAAACGGUGGAUGGCACCCUUGAAGCUCCUGGAGAACUUGGAUGGGUUCUGACUCUAGUGAUAGUAUCCUUAGUAUCAGCCGGUAUCGGGGCUGUAGUGAUGAUGACUCUCCUUCAUUGUCGAAGGAUAAAGAGUGCUGGUGGCAGAGCGAGCUGCUGCGGGGUCGGCGUAGAAGAUUCAAACGUGCCCGACGUUGGCGGACCCGCAGGGUCGGGUGGUGCCGGCGGCGGGGUGGCCGUCAUACCUGAUCGGCCACCUCUCGAAUUAGACAAAUUACCGCCUUACCACGACGUAGCGCCCAGCCCCGGGCACAACGUGUGGUCAUGGUUGGGCUCUCGACGAGGCGGCGGUACCCCGGGUGUCGUCACGACCCCGCUCUCUCUCCCUCAGCAUCGACGAGCGAUGAAUCUCCCGGUCGAGAAUCAUUACACCCACAUGCAGACCGACGAGGCUCUGUACGCGGAACUGGACUCGCAAGCCGCAAGCUACGCAAGCGAUCUACAGUUACAAAUGAGAGGAAGCUCAACGUACGGUACGACUUCCGGCGCCCAGGACGACGAAUAUCACGAGCUGGACGCUGCCAGAUUACAUCGUCAUUACGGAGGCAGCGACGGCUCGCUACAAACUGAUACACUUCGCACUCGACACAGUAAAAGGAUACAAGAGCCGGACUACGAGAUGUACGAGAACGGGCCGUCGACGCCGGUGCCGCCGGGUCAGCACCAGCACCAUCAUCAUCAUCACCAUCAUCACAACCAUCAUCAUCAUCACCAGGAAUUGAGGAUCGGUAGCAGGAACAGCGAGCAUCCCUCCUAUCAAAAUACAGCGUAUACCGGAAGCGACGCUGAACCGGACGGACCGACGUUGAGCAGCGCUCCCAGCAGUGCCUACUACAGCGAUCUCAGCUCCAACUCGGUAAAUCAACAGAUGCCGGCGACGGCAGUGUCGUCCGCGGCGACGACGACGGCGACGACGAACCUGCACCUGAAUCCGCAGAACCUGGACGCCCCGCAAUUUAGACUCGCGGCGAUCAACGAGAACACAGUGCCUUCGGAUUAUAUUUAAGGGACGUUUCUUUCGAUGUGUAGGCUUCGCGAUAAAAUUUAUAAAAUAUAUAUAAAUUUAUAAAAUAGACAAUUUCACCGAUGUGCGUUUAUUCUGCGUGAGAAAAGGAUUUUUAAGUAGUACAUAAUAUACGUUCAACUGAAAAUAUAGUGAGACUUUUUAUGGGGCAAUCUUGGUCCUAAUCCUAAUGUUUAGGAUGGGACAAUCUUAGUGCUAAUGUUUCAGUUGAACGCACCUAAUAUUUAUAAUUUAACCUUGUCGGCGCUACAAGGAUAAUAGGAGAAGUUGUAUUCUUGUACUAAAAAAUAGAAAUAAAACGAGCGAAUCACAGAAGAGAUAAAAAGACUGUGAAAUUUUUUGUCACUGUCUCGUCGUGACUCGAAAGUUUCUUCAAGACAAUGUUUCACGGUGCUCGGUUUUAAGUUUGCUCGUACAAGAAGAAUUCAAAAGAUCGGGUAAGCGUUUGGCAAGAGCGUUAUUUAACCGGCGGAUGUAUCGCGGACCGGUUCCGGAUUAAAUCGAUUUCUCCCUCGGCAACGUUUCAUUUGCUCCUUUGUCGCCACACUUUGCGAUCCUGUUAAGACAAUCGACGCGCGAAUCGACGAAUCAAGCGUCGCGAAUCGAUCGGCAGCGCGGCGCGUUCCCCUCUGCUUUUGCACGCUAAUAAAAUACUAGGUAUUCAAUGUCUCGAUACUUUUUUUCAACGAAAGACAAGCGGAAGAUAAACCGGUUGGCAGGUAAGUGACCACAGCAAAUCGUGCCGGAGGAAUUAAUACACGAUUAAACACCAUAUCCUCGCGAUAUCGACAAAAUCGGUAGUUUUGACAAAAAUGCUCGCCGUUAACCGUUAACCGCGCCUAAGCACGAGAUUGCGCUUGUUAGAAUAGUGAUAAAUUUAUGUUCACGCUCGGUGCAUCGUGGCUGCAUCGGAGAACGCGAAUAUUUCGAGUACCUGGCAUCAGUUCAGGCGUGACGCUUGGUACACGUGACGCAAAAACGUAAUGAUACCGCGCGCCAAGAAUCACGCGUUGCGGUUUUCCAAUCAGCAGUAACAUGUCAGAUAUAAAUUGAUUCUGUCCGGACGUUUCUGCAAGAGUCAACUAGUAUUUGGCGAACGAAAAUGGAUUCCCAUUAUUUUUACUACCGUUCAUAUCACUCGAAGGGGAAAAAUAUCAAACAUGUAUUACGUGAAUGAUUGACAUAUAAAACACAUCUAUUUAAAUUACCCUUUCAUGCGAUAAGAUUGCAUCUAGCGUGGAUAAUUUUUCAUUCAAGUAAAAAAUUUGCAGAUAAAAUCUGCACGAGAAAUAGAAACAAUAAUUAAGAAUAAAGCGGAAAAUUGAGAAAUCGCGACAAGUAAUAAAUACUUGACAAUUGGCUAAAAAAUAAAUUCGAGAUAAAAAGAGCGAGAUAAAAAACCUUUCAUUAAUAAAUAAUUAUUAGCCUCGUUUUAACGUAUAAAUUUCUAUUUGUAUCUUAUCUCAAUCUUUCGCUGUUAGAAAGUCGACUUGGGCGCAUCUGAAGAGAUUCCAACGCAUUAAAAGAUUAAUCCCGGAUAUAAUCGCGGUUCACGAGGCAACUAUGGAUGUUACCGGGAAGAGGAGCCGCGGAAUCGAAAUGCCUACACGUUACGAGUGAAAUAAAGUCGUUUUGAAAAGCAGGUGCUUCGUAAUUUGACGUUCGGCCUCUGCCAGUCAGCGCCCUCGGCUACGUCCGUCCGCCUUCUCUAAGCGGCCGCGCGCGAUACUCUCCAACAUCCUUCCAUAUUUACCGCAAAUGAGAUCUCGUUUUCACGUGCGUGCCUCGAUUACGGAAAAUUGCAGAAUUCCGUGCCGUAUAAUCGACAGGCCACGAUGUUCAACGAAGUAACAAAUAUGUUACUCUCGCACGAAACCUUUUGCAGAUAUUUCAUUGUAUUUAUUUCCUAUUUUUUAUUCUCCGCGGAAUAUACGCUAUAAAAAAUAGCGCGUGUAAUUCACCAAUUUCAGAUGGUAUUGUCAGUGGCUAAAAGAUCGCGUGCUAAUAUUUUUACAGCAAUGUUGACUUCGUUGUCUGAUUCUUCGAAUUUUGUCUUCAACUAUUCACCAUAACAAACCUCUCUUUCAGCAAAGUAUGGAGAAGGCGUAUUACAGAAUAUUAUGAAAAUUUAAUGCCUAUAAUCACAAAUUAUCCUCACGAGCUCGGCGUAUAAUUGUGGGAAAUAUUUCAAAUUGGAUACGAGUGGUUGCGUACGUGAAAUAUGUAAUAGAAAAAUCGCGUCGAAUCGAAUUCGCGAGCAAUUAUCUCGCGAAGAAUUAUCACUCGAGCGCUAAAUAGGUUUCGAUCUCGGCGGCGUGUCAGUUUCAAUCGUUUAUCUGCGAUUCCCGAUCGACGGCGGAAUUAAUUCGUCUCGCUCAAUUCGGCGAGGAAUCGUUUAAUCGUCGCCGUCGUGUUCUCUUAAUUACCUUCUCGGACGGAGCGAUUGUUCCCUCGCCGAGACACAAAUCCGAGAAAACGCGUUCUCUCGCUUCGCCUCGGGAUUCUCCCGCGUGCGCGUUUCACGUCUUUCACCUUUAACUCACCUGCUCACGCACGCACACCUACAUCCGACCGACACAAUGUUCGGGGGAUACGCGAGAGCGCUCACCUAAACGCGCACACCUUUACAUACGUGAAAAUAGCUUUAGAAACCACUUGAUUCUGCGAAUUUCCACUUAGAACACGCUAACUUUCGAAAGAAAUGCGAAUGAGGGAAUGUCUAAUGCAUUACUGAACAUUAUUGUAAUUUUCAUCAAGUAAAACGUAACUAACUGGCAAAUAUUUAAACUUUAUAUAGCGCAAUGUGAAAGUUAUUUACU
This is a messenger RNA of Camponotus floridanus (Florida carpenter ant), 5075 nucleotides long. Its product is annotated as TSC22 domain family protein 1. NCBI's taxonomy places the organism in Eukaryota, Metazoa, Arthropoda, Insecta, Hymenoptera, Formicidae. The record is from RefSeq and is a predicted model, not a curated record. Bases 826 to 2238 code for a protein of 470 amino acids. The transcript is spliced from 7 exons.